AUGCAGGGAAUCCCGCUGUUGUUACCGUCACUGGUGCUGCUGCUCACUGCCGGCCUCUGCCACUGUCUCGUCCAAUGCCCGUUGGAAUGCCGUGGCACGGGCUGGAUAAUCGUGCCCGGCAAAGGUCUCGAGAUAAUCGAAGGGCCCAAAGUGCAGGCUAUUCUGACGGUCAUCAAAAAAUUACGGAAAAUCAAGCCAGGAACGACGACUGUCAAAGUGACCAUCGGUGGUCACGACCUUCGGGUACCGCCGGGAACACAAUUCACAAUCUUGGAUACCAUUAAGAAGUUUCCUGACAUAGGACAAGCAUUGACAUGGAUCAUCAAUAGUAGCGGCGCAAGCGGGCAGCCGCCUACGGAGAACCAGAAACCGUGGUUCCCGGAAGAUCUAGUACCGGACAUAUUCCAGACAUCUUCAUCGCCUUUGAAACCGCAGGUUUCCGAAGCCCCAGCGCCACCGCCGAAUCAAGAAGUUCCGGAAGUCCCCUUCCCUAUUGAAGAACCAUUUUCGGAACCACGCCAAGUUUCAGAACCUCCCCAUGUUUCGGAAAUUUCCCAAGUGCCGGAAGCUCCUCAAGUCCCGAACGCUCCCAAGGUCCCAGAAGUUCCCGAAGUACCGGAAGCUCCACAGCUUGACGAGCUGACGGAAGUUCCCAAGCUCCCCAAGGAUAACACGCCUUUCGACGUAGAAUCUUACUUGGAUUUACUUCAGAAAAACCCGGACCUUUUCGUUCUUGUCUACUGGAUGCUCGUGCGCCACGGUGUUACCUUCCCUAACCUGAGCAAGCCAGUUACCUGGGUAAUCGUCAACGGCAAGAGGGUCCCCUUGCAGAAGCCAGUGACCGUUCGGUACAUUAUCACUAUCGAAAACCACAAGUUUGAAUUACCGAAAGAUAAAAAGAAAUUUGCAGAUUUUAUUUCAAAAAAUCCGAACCUGUUGCCCCAAAUUGCUACCAUACUCCAACAGUUUGGCGCAACCUUUGUCACUACCGCCAGCGGCCAGAUCACGGGAUAUAAAUUAUUUAAUAAGGUUACCAGACUGCCGAGACCCGUGAAGGCCACAGUCACGAUAAACGGACGAGCGUUCGAACUUCCUCGUGAUAUUGUCGAUCUCAUCGGAGCGGUACAAGAUACCCCUAAGUCUCUACACAUGAUAUUACCUUUGCUGACCUCUUACGGCGUGCGCAUCAAGAAGGGGCCAAACGGUGAAAUUCAUUACUUAACGCUCAACGGUAAGACGUAUCCGGUACGGUAUGUGAAACCAGUGAAGGUGACCAUAGACAACAUUCAGUUCUCAAUUCCAGCCGACUUGAGAGUUAUCCUCUCCCAACCCAGCAAGCUCUGGAUCGGCCAGCUCCUAUCUGAAUUACAGAAGCAGCACGUCCCGAUAACGGUGGACCCGCAAACCGGCAAUCUUGUUGGCAUCGUCAUAGACCAAGUCCCCAUUCCAUUCCCAGCAAUAGUGCGACUGCGUGUGAAACUUGGAAAUCGCUACUUUAUUAUCCCCAGAGACAUUCCAGCUAUGAUUGAUUUUCUAAAGACGAGCGGUCUACCAAGCGAGGUCUUGAACGACCUGUACAGCCUCUACGGAAUCAUUCCUGUGCGCAACGCUGACAAGCUUGUUGUUGCCAUAGAAUUCAACGGAAAACGGUAUACUGUUCCGCAGCAGAAGACAACCACACUGGUGGUAUCUGGCCAGACCUUUGUGCUUCCCAGAGAUAACGCCAAGCUGGCUGAAAUUCUCGUAAACCACAAGAUUCUACUAAAGGACUUCCUGCUUCAAAUUCAGCUGGCUGGUUACAAGUUACUGGCCGGGCCGGACGGGGUGCUUUCUUCCGUCCAGAAAGGAUUCGAGAUCUUCGAACUCCCCGUCACCAUCCGAUUGGUGGUGACCAUCAACAACGACCGCUAUCGAAUACCCAACGACUUGCCGAACCUCGUCGCUUUCAUGAGCAAACCCGAGCACAGCCACGUAGUCGAGCAAAUCGUUCAGAAUCUCAUAGAGCUAGGAGUACAAGUGAAACGCGACGGCGGGAAGAUUGUCCUGGUUUUCAAUGGACGCGAGUUCAACGUGGGGGGUGAGGCAGGGCCCUCUCCUAAGCCGGUUCCUGUGAACGUCCCUGGAGAGUCCACCAUGAGGAUCCAGUUCAACGGCCAGUGGUUCAAGAUUCCGGACGAGUUCGACAGCCUAGUGACCACCGUCAGGAAGGGCGGCACCGGGGCGAUCGCAUUCCUUGUUAAAGCACUGGGGGAACACGGUAUCCUUGUCAGCAGGUCACCAGACGGCGACAUCGCUUCCAUCGUGUUCCGGGGCAAGACGUACACGUUCCCGCGAGGCACAGGCGCUGGCCCGAGCAACGUGGAAGUCGUCAUCCGCGGCCAGAAGUUCCUCAUUCCGAGGGACUUGGGCGUUCUUCCGACUCAAGUCCCAAACUUCCAGUACGGCGAGCUUGUGGUGGCUUUGCACCGACUGGGAAUCUCGCUCGUGGUCGACGACAGGGGCAACUUUUUCGGCAUGAAGGUCGGCGGAAAGCUGGUCAGGUUCGGGGUCACGUUCAGGGUCGCCGUCAUCCUGGACAACAGUGGGACGUCCUUCGGAGUGCCGCACCAGCUGGGGGCGCUUGCAGUAGGACUGGCCAACGGGAACUGGGACUGGAACGCCGUCCGGAGGGUGCUGUAUGCCUCCGGGGUGGAAGUGAGGGGCGGCGUCGCGGGGGCGCCGCGGGAGAUAGGUUUCCAGGGAAACUUCUACAAGAUCCAGAGAGGCACCAAGGGCUAGACCCUUACACAAGCAACACGAUUGUAAUAAAAGGCAUUGUUUCUUUGUU
Molecule: messenger RNA, 2827 nt
Organism: Ixodes scapularis (black-legged tick)
Lineage: Eukaryota; Metazoa; Arthropoda; Arachnida; Ixodida; Ixodidae
Exons: 1
Coding region: 1-2778 (925 amino acids)
Source: RefSeq, a predicted model, not a curated record